AUGGACAUCCUGGGGAUUGUAGAUGUUCCACUGUAUGUCAUCCUGGUCCUAGCGGCUGCUGUGCUCCUGUAUAUAUACGGAACGUGGAACCACGCAUACUUCAAGAAGCGGGGCAUCCCUGGACCAACGCCCUAUCCACUUGUCGGGAACAUGACUGGCAUUGAGUUCUUCCAUACAAUGGCAACCUGGAGACAACAGUUUGGAAAUGUAUUCGAGAGUCUUCCAGGGUGCAGCGCCAUGUGUUGUUAUAUCUCACAGAGUCUUCCAGGGGCAGCUCCAUGUGUUGUUAUUAUCUCACAGAGUCUUCCAGGGGCAGCUCCAUGUGUUGUUAUAUCCGAUCUGGACAUUCUGAAGGAGGUCUUGGCCAAAAGUUCAAACGUUUUCAGAAACCGGAAGAAAUUUGCACUUGUACCCUACCCGUUCAGUUUGGGGUUGUUUUUCUUGGAUGAUGCUCCCUGGAAGAGAGUGAGAAGCAUCAUCACACCCACCUUCAGCAGCAGAAAACUAAGACAGAUGUGUAUCGCAAUCAAUGACUGUGCAGAGACCCUCACAAGCAACUUCUCCAAAGUCAUCGGGAAGCAGGAAGGGGUAAAUGUGAAACAGUACUUUGGAGCUUUUACUGUUGAUGUGAUUUCACGAACUGCCUUUGGUAUAAAGGUCGAUUCUCAAAAUGAUUUCAGCAACCCUUUCGUUACUAACGUUAAACAAAUGUUCACACCACCGAGGUUCAUCAGACCAAUACUACUACUAAACGGUUAUCAACCGUUGCCAUUGCAGCAGAGAACAGACUUCCUGCAACUCCUGAUGGAUGCGGGGGUGGAGGAGGGACAAGGCUGCCCUGGAAAACAUUCAGUUAGACGUCUAUCUACCGAUGAGAUAGUUGCCCAAGGGACGGUGUUCUACGUUGCUGGGUAUGAAGCAGUUUCUUCAACUCUGAACUUUGCCUCGCACUACCUGGCCACAAACCCGGAUGAGGAACCAAACUACGACAACAUAGGAAAACUGAAGUAUCUGGACAACGUCAUCACUGAGACGCUGAGAAUAUGUCCACCGGUUAUAGUAAUUACUCGCAGAGCGUCUGAGACUAUUCGAAUCAAGCAUGUGACAAUCCAUGAAGGUCAAACCGUCUUUAUCCCUGUGUUUGCUCUACAACGAGACCCUCAGCUUUUCAAGGAUCCAAAUGUAUUUAAACCAGAGAGGCACGAUGAAAAGUCAAAUCCACUCUCAUUCCUUGCUUUUGGAUAUGGGCCCCGAAUCUGCAUUGGGAUGCGGUUAGCCAGGGUGGAGAUGAAAAUAGCCCUGGUUCACGUCCUCAGGAGAGUCAAGUUUGAACGUAUGCCAAACACACAGAGAUCAACAGGAAGUAAAGAUGUGUCCCAUUUGCUUUGUUUACAGGAUGAAUUGGCAUUCAAGAAAAUCAACACCCUGAAACCGGCUGAAGAUAUUGUGCUGAGACUGUCCCACAGAUGCUAA
Molecule: messenger RNA, 1473 nt
Organism: Haliotis rubra (blacklip abalone)
Lineage: Eukaryota; Metazoa; Mollusca; Gastropoda; Lepetellida; Haliotidae
Product: cytochrome P450 3A29-like
Exons: 13
Coding region: 1-1473 (490 amino acids)
Molecular function (GO): steroid hydroxylase activity; oxidoreductase activity, acting on paired donors, with incorporation or reduction of molecular oxygen; iron ion binding
Source: RefSeq, a predicted model, not a curated record